Messenger RNA from Oreochromis aureus, 1724 nucleotides. Its product is annotated as 5-hydroxytryptamine receptor 3A-like. Gene Ontology annotation, cellular component: neuron projection; synapse; membrane. NCBI's taxonomy places the organism in Eukaryota, Metazoa, Chordata, Actinopteri, Cichliformes, Cichlidae. The transcript is spliced from 10 exons. Gene Ontology annotation, molecular function: neurotransmitter receptor activity; extracellular ligand-gated monoatomic ion channel activity; transmembrane signaling receptor activity. Gene Ontology annotation, biological process: regulation of membrane potential; chemical synaptic transmission; monoatomic ion transmembrane transport. The record is from RefSeq and is a predicted model, not a curated record. Bases 70 to 1419 code for a protein of 449 amino acids.
CUAACAGCAGGGACACAUGCUCCUCUGGAAGUAGCUUAACCACACAGAAACACCCUCACACCUGCAUAUAUGAUGCAUUCAGCAUUUCUCAUCCUGAUCAUCUUAACAGAUGUGACUUCCUGUCAGAAAGUGUGCAGUUACCAGGAUGUUCUGGACUAUCUGAACCUGACUAGAGAUAACAGUGUGUUUAAACUGACCCGGCCUGUGCUGGACUACACACACCCCACCAAAGUAGAGCUGGACAUCAUCCUGUAUGCCAUCCUGGCUGUGAUUGAGAAAACACAAACUUUUAUUCCCUUCGUCUGGGCAACCCUGAUAUGGAAUAAUGAACGCAUCUCAUGGGACCCUGAUCAGUUUUGUGGAAUUACUCAUAUCACAAUUCCUCGAGAAAUCCUCUGGAAACCAGAUGUCUUCGUUUAUGAGAUGAUACAGACGGACGACUCCCCUCAGAGUUAUUACAUCUCUGUAGCCCACGAUGGGACAAUCACUUCUGAAGACGACAUUAAGAUUGUCAGCACCUGUAAGAUGGAUGUCCACAAGUUCCCCUUCGACACACAGAAAUGUAACAUCACCAUUGGUUCUGCAAGUCACUGUGUAGAUGAGAUGCGACUUUCUCCUUUCUCCAACUCCUCUCGAGCCACGCAGUUUUCCCGUGAAGUGAUGAAAACGCAGGGAGAGUGGGAAUUCCUCCAACUAUCCAUCUCCAAAGUCAAUAUGACCUUUGAAAAUAAACUGUGGGAAAACCUCAUAUACACUUUCAGCAUGAAGAGGAGGCCACUCUUGCACGUCAUUAACUUCCUGUUGCCCAUCUUAUUCUUCCUAACCCUGGAUCUCGCCUCCUUCUUCAUCGCUGACCAUCGAGGAGAGAAGCUGGGCUUCAAAGUCACCGUCCUGCUGGCAAUCUCCGUUCUGCUGCUCAUCCUGAACGACAUCCUGCCCUCCAUGUCCAACAAGACCCCACUCAUAGCAACAUACUGCAUUGUGAUUUUUGCCCUUAUGCUGCUCAGUCUGCUGGAGACGAUUUUGGUUACACAUCUGAUAGAAAAAGACUCCCAAGUCAAGCUCAAGGUGAAGAACGAACAUAAAAAAGCCAAAACUAAUAACAGCGAUGCAGAAGACAAAAGACAGACCUGCUGUUCCUGCAUCUGCAUAGUGUCCAGUGAUGAGCAACAGCAUGAGCUACUGCCUGUUGCUGAAGUGGUUAACAACAGUAAUCAUACAGGAGAAUAUCAUGUGCUGGUGCUGAUCCUGGAGGAGCUGAAGGAGCUGAAGAAAGCACUAAAUCUGCACCUCAGUGGCAGCGAAGAGGGAGGGAAGUACGUCCAGUGGGCAGCCAGAAUCAACAGGGUUUUCUUCAUUUUCUAUGCUGUCACCGUGUUGCUCUUUCUCUCUCUCAUGUACACUGAGUGGAACACUUAGAAGUAAUUCCUAUUAAUACUACAGUUUCUGUACUGUAGAGUAUUUGUGUCAAAUAUGGCUUGUAUUGUCUUUUUGGAUUUAGGACAUCAUGUUAAUGUUGUAAAACCUUAUUAUUUUGUGCUUUAUAUACACUUUAUAUAGUUUUGCUUUCAACUUUUACAUAGUUAAAGUUAGACGAUCCUGCAGACAUGUAUUGGAAUGCGAAUGAUCAAAGUUUAACCCUAAACUCUUGAUUAAUCAGCCAUCACUUCAUAGGCCAAGCUGUUGUAUUAUGCUUAAUGAGUGUUGAAUGAAGUGUCCAAUAA